Amblyraja radiata (thorny skate) is the source of this 3432-nucleotide messenger RNA. It is a transcript of the gene fubp3, whose product is annotated as far upstream element (FUSE) binding protein 3. The record is from RefSeq and is a predicted model, not a curated record. Gene Ontology annotation, molecular function: RNA binding. NCBI's taxonomy places the organism in Eukaryota, Metazoa, Chordata, Chondrichthyes, Rajiformes, Rajidae. The transcript has 18 exons. The coding region runs from base 36 to 1754 and encodes 572 amino acids. Gene Ontology annotation, biological process: regulation of DNA-templated transcription.
UCCCUUUCCCAGUAUGCUCUCUCUAGGAGACGGCCAUGGCGGAGUAUGGUAGCAUCCUCACCCCGGCGGCGCUCGGCCUCGGCGCCGGACACUCGCCUGGGCCCAAGGUGGAGGCUUUCGCCGACGCGUUGCAGAGGGCGCGGCAGAUUGCUGCUAAAAUAGAUGGGUCACAUCUGAACAAUUCUACUCCUGUGGUAGAUCCUGCUGUCUAUGGCUAUGGGACUCAGAAACGGACACUGGAUGAUGGGGUAGUGAAUCAACUCGGAAUGGUGCAUCAAAGGACUAUAAUGUCUGAAGAGUAUAAAGUGCCUGAUAAAAUGGUUGGAUUCAUAAUUGGCAGGGGAGGAGAACAGAUAUCUCGAAUACAAAUGGAAUCUGGCUGUAAAAUACAGAUUGCACCUGAUAGCGGAGGUCUUCCAGAGAGGUCCUGCACGUUAACAGGCUCCCCAGAGAGCAUUGAAGAAGCAAAAAGACUCUUAGGACAGAUUGUGGAUCGAUGUCGGAAUGGACCUGGCUUUCACAAUGACAUUGAUAGUUCUAACAGUGCUAUACAAGAAAUACAAAUCCCAGCUAGCAAAGUGGGCCUUGUCAUAGGGAAAGGAGGAGAAACCAUUAAACAACUGCAGGAGAGAACUGGUGUAAAAAUGAUCAUGAUUCAGGAUGGACCACUUCCCACAGGUGCAGAUAAACCACUGAGGAUUACAGGCGAUCCCUACAAAGUGCAACAAGCUAAAGAGAUGGUCUUGGAAAUAAUUAGAGAUAAAGAUCAAGGUGAUUUCAGGCGGAAUGAAUUUGGCUCCAGAUUGGGUGGAAAUAGUAUAGAUGUUGCUGUACCUAGGUUUGCUGUUGGUAUCGUAAUAGGAAGAAAUGGUGAAAUGAUAAAAAAGAUUCAAAAUGAUGCUGGUGUCAGAAUUCAGUUUAAACCAGACGACGGUGUUAUGCCAGACAGAAUUGCUCAGGUGAUGGGACCUCCAGAUAGGUGUCAACAUGCUGCUCAUAUGAUUAAUGAACUUAUUCACACUGCCCAGGAGAGAGAUGGUCAAUCUGGCUUUGGUGGUCCUGGAAGAGGACGGGGUAGGGGUCGUAGUGACUGGAAUGUGGGACCUCCAGGUGGAUUGCAGGAGAUAACGUACACAAUACCCGCUGAUAAAUGUGGCUUAGUAAUUGGAAGAGGUGGAGAGACUAUAAAAAGCAUUAACCAGCAGACCGGAGCACAUGUAGAAUUACAGAGAAAUCCACCACCAAAUUCUGAUCCUAAUAUUCGAAUAUUCAUCAUUCGUGGAGCUCUACAACAAAUCGAGCAUGCUAGACAAUUAAUAGAAGAAAAAAUCAAUGGGGGGCCUGGUCCUGGCGGCCCUGGAGGAUUUAACACGAACCCUUACAGUCAAGGACCACCUGGACACCAUCAAAAUGGUCCUCCACAAGCCUUUAUGACACAGGGAUGGGGCAGUACAUACCAACCCUGGCAGCAACAAGGACAGCAGGAUCCAAGUAAAACUGCACAGCAUUUGGGUACAGCAGCCUGGUCAGCCUACAUCUCCCAGUUUUACCAGCAGCCUAGCCAGCAACAACAAGCAACAAUGGGGCAGAACUCUCAACAAAAUUCAGCUCAGGCUACAGGAACUACGCCAGGGACUCCACAGCAGAGCUCACAACCAGAUUACAGUGCAGCCUGGGCAGAGUACUACCGACAGCAAGCGGCAUACUACGGACAGGCCACACAAGGGCAGGCCCCUGGUCAUCAGGAUCAAUAAUUUGACGUCCUUGUGAAGAAAUUUGAACCAUUAUGGAUGUGGAGCCUUUUUUUAAUAAAGGGUUAAAGAUUUAUGGCGCCUUGAAGAAGAAAAUCUUAUACUUUUGUUUCUGAACACUAGAGAAAAAAUACUUAUUACGAUAACUUUCUAGAAUUACCAUUAAUGGAGUAAUAGUGAAGUCGAGGGGUGCAGAUGUAUGUUACGGAUUGAACACACGGGGACCCUUAAACCAAGACCACGGUUUGGACAGGCUAAAAUGCAAAUGGUUGUUUGUUCUGUUUUUUAAAUUUUUUUUAAAUAAUUACUUCCCUACAUUGGCUGCACUACAAGAUAAGUUUUUAAAAGUAUAAAAAGUAGUGUAGAUGUGGGGUCUCAAAAGGUGGUGCAUUGUUGAAAUAUAUACAUCCCUGUGAUCGAUGGGUAGGAAUAUUGGUGCUGGUACUACAUCUGAUAUGCAGUGCUGGCAAAGCAUGAGUCACAGGUAUCGGUCUCGAGUUUUGUACAGUAUUGACCGAAUGGUACUAACGACCACAGUAUAUAUAUAUAAUAUAUAUUAUAUAUAUAUUUAUAAUAUGUCUCACUUUUGUGAAACUGUGCCUCCAUCCCUAUGUGACUGGGCACUAAAUACAAAACUGUGUAGGACUGGUAAAUUUUUGUACUGGUCCGUUAAUUCUAUUGUGUGGGGAAGGAGGGGAGACUAAGCAAAAGGAAGUUAGCACAACAGAAACUUCUUUUUAUAAGGAGUUGAAAUGAGAACUGUGAAUAAUAAUUUAAUGCUUUUUCCAAAAUACAUGUUUUACGUAGGUGACUGUUGGCAAAGAUGAAAUUUAAAAAAAUGUUAUGUAAAAAAACGUUAAAAAAAAAACAAAUUUAGGCACAUUUUGUAAUUGAUAAAUGAAACUGAACAGCAGCAGGGUGCACAUCUGUACAUGGAUGUAAUGGAAAAAUACUGCCAUUCACAUUUUAGCCUGCCUUCUCCCCGUUAUCCCCACUUCAAAAGAGACAUCCUGACCUGAAAGGGGAGACCCCACGAGUUUAAGACUUGAUGAUCAUACACCUUUUGAUUCUGUCCUGCAAUUAGAUUGCAUCUGUCUGUAUAAUUGCCUGAAAAGAAAAGAUGAGAUAAAUAAAUGAAAGUACAGGUUUUAUUUUUUAGUAUGAAUAAAAACCAAAAAAGGUUGGUUGUGUUUGGUAUACACCUCCCCAAAUAUGGACUCGACAAAGUCUCCACGAGCCAUGCUAAUGACUAUUUUUUAAUUCUUAUUCUUAAGUGGUGUGAUCUAAUAUGUAUGAUUAUGUUUAGCAAGUGAAUGAAUCCUAGUAUUAAUUACGUAUGUGAAACAAAAAAUUACGUUGAUUAAAAAAGGGAUGGUUAUUAAGUUGAAGCUGUUUAACUUGUAGUAUUUGCCUUUGUACAGUUAACAGUGUAGAUAACCAGGAACUUCAGUUCUGUUUUUAAUGACCUGAGGUCUCCUGGACAUUCCGUUUAAAUUGUACUGAUUUUUUUCUAUUAAUGCUCGAGAUAUCUAACUUUGGGAAGUGCGACUGGUUUAAAAAAAAAAAGAACAGCUCUGUGCAGCAUGUUAAAGAGAUGUAUCCCUUUUAUUUUACUGACACUUGCAUUUUACACUCUAUAAUAAAAUGUCCACAACAUUUCUUUGUGGGAAAUUUGGCCUGA